This is a messenger RNA of Vigna unguiculata (cowpea), 3041 nucleotides long. It is a transcript of the gene ATGRIP, whose product is annotated as Golgi-localized GRIP domain-containing protein. Lineage: Eukaryota; Viridiplantae; Streptophyta; Magnoliopsida; Fabales; Fabaceae. Gene Ontology annotation, biological process: reciprocal meiotic recombination. The record is from RefSeq and is a predicted model, not a curated record.
CUCUUCCCAAGUUUGUAAUAAUCAGUGUCAGGGCAUUCUGAAACGGCAACGUUUUCUGCUCUCCCUCGCUUGCACGCCGGCGUGAGAUCCGUUCUGCCACCGGCGAUCUCACCUCCACCGGCGCUUCUCGCGUUCAAAUCGAUUCAACGUCGUUUAUUUGCCAAAUUCUGUCUAUCAUUCAUUCUGUCACACAAGUUCCCUACACUCAGCUUAUGCUGGUAAGACUUGUGCUGCAAGAGGUUGAUUGCAUCGGGUGAAGGGGAUACUGGUGGAAUGAUGGACACUCACGCGGAAGAUUCUGUUAGACCUGAGGAGCAUUUUCCUGAUGAGGAUCAUCAUUACGGAGAUGGAAGCAAUGGAAAUAUUGUAUUGGAAAAUGGAUUGUCUGAUGUUAAUCAAGGUCCUGCUGAUACUGACGAUCAGCUUCUAGAAAUGGUUAUGGACCUCAGGUUUCAGAAUGACUACUUAAAGUCCCAUUUUGCGGGAUUAAAAAUUGUAAACAGUGUACAUAGUGAUUCUAGUAUACAGAAAGGAGUUGGUGGCUUAGAAGAUGGGGAUUCUGACAUUGUGAAAGAACUAAAGGAAAAAAUACUAUUGUUAAAUAAAGAAUUUCUGGAAGAAAAGCAAACAAGAAUUGCAUCAGAGGAGGCUUUGAAGCAUCUUCAAUUGGCAUACUCAGAGGCAGAAGCAAAGGCCCAAGAGCUCUCUGAAAACCUUGUAGAAGCUCAAACAAAGUUGGACCAAGAAAUAAAAGAGCGCGAUGAGAAGUAUUCUGAACUUGACUCCAAGUUCAAUAGGCUUCACAAGCGAGCAAAACAGCGUAUUCAAGAAAUUCAAAAGGAAAAAGAUGAUAUUGAGGCCCGUUUCUCUGAGGUGAAUGAAAUUGCAGAGCGAGCAUCAUCCCAACAGUUAGCAAUGCAACAAGAAUUAGAGCGUACUAGGAAGCAAGCAAAUGAGGCAUUGAAAGCCAUGGAUGGUGAUAGACAACAACUAAGAAGUGCAAACAACAAUCUUCGAGAUACCAUUGAAGAUUUAAAGCGUUCAUUGCAACCUAAAGAGAGUGCUCUUGAAGUAUUGCAACAAUCACUUGCAGAAAAGGAACAGAUGUUGGAGGAUAUGAGAGGGUUGCUUCAGGCUGCUGAAGAAAAAAGGCAAGCUGCACUAGUUGAGCUCUCUGCUAAGCACCAAAAGAAUAUAGAGAGUUUGGAGGCUCAACUUAAUGAUGCAUUGUCUGACAGAAGUAAGGCAGCUGAGUCUAUUUCUUCACUCCAGGUUCUAGUUGCAGAAAAAGAAUCCAGAAUUGCAGAGAUGGAAGCAGCAUCAACCGGGGAAGCAGCACGACUCAGAGCAGUGGUGGAAAGUGUGAAAGGGGAGCUUUCUCACCUAAAAGAGGAGCAUGACAAAGAAAGGGAAAGCUGGGAGACUGCUUCGCGAGCACUCAAAGCAAAACUCGACAUUGCAGAGAGCAACUGCAUACAUGCAGAAGUUGAAGUAGCCAAAAUAAAAAGUCAGCUAGAAUCAGAGGUAUCCGCACAAAGAAGGAUCCUCAAUAUGAGAGAUGUGGAAUUGUUGGCUGCCAAAGAAGAGAUCCGCUCUCUAGAAAAGGAAUUUUCUUCAUACAAAGUUCGUGCACAUGCACUUCUUCAAAAGAAAGAUGCUGAACUGGCUGCUGCUAAAGACUCGGAACAACUCAGAGCCCUAGAGGAAACUCUGAAAGAAGUUGAAAAUGAAGUAUUAUCAAUAACAGAAGAAAGGGAUAAAGUUCUUCAAGAUCUUCAAUCUGCUAUGGCUAAUCAUGAGAAAGAACUUGCAGAAAGAGAUUCAACCCUUGAAAAUGUCAAGCAACAGAUAAGGAGCUUAGAAAUAAAGCUUGACUCAGUUAAUGCUCAGCAACUAAAAGAGAAAGAGGAAUGGGGACUAAGUCUUCAAAAUGUAGAAGAAACAUGGAGAAUCAAAUGUGAGGCAAUCAAGGCUGAAAAUGAAGCAACUGCCACAAAAGAUAAGCAAAAGGAAUUGGAAGAGCUCAAACAACGAUUUAAAAAACUGAAGGAAGAGCAUACUUCAUUUCAUGAUCUUGCUGAUAGAAUGAUUGAGGAGAAAGAUUAUGAAAUAUCCAGACUUUUAGAUGAAAAUAAAAAUCUUCGCCAGUCUCUUCAAUCAAGACCACUAGUCGAUCAAAAUGAUUCUUACACAACAGCCUCAAAUAAAUUCGAUUCAACAAAUUUAAGCCCCUCUGCUGCAGAACAGCAAAUUCUGGUUUUGGCUAGACAACAAGCGCAAAGAGAGGAGGAGUUAGCACAGUCACAGCGUCAUAUUUUAGCUCUUCAAGAAGAAAUUGAAGAGCUUGAACGUGAGAAUCGUCUCCACAACCAACAGGAGGCAAUGUUAAAGACUGAGCUUCGCGACAUGGAAAGAUCAAAGAAAAGGGAAGGUGUAGAUAUGACAUAUUUAAAGAAUGUCAUCUUAAAGCUACUUGAGACUGGUGAAGUUGAGGUAUUGCUUCCGGUUAUUGGAAUGCUGCUUCAGUUUAGUCCAGAAGAGAUUCAGAAGUGUCAACAGGCAUAUCGCACCUCAACAGAAGUUCCACCAACUCCUGCAAGUGAUACUUCAGGAUCUGGCCUAUCACUUUUCUCAAGAUUCACAUUUUCUUAAGGUGUAAAUGGAGUGCUGGAGAAUUAUUUUUGCUGGCGUUAGAUUGUCUGCGUCUACCAUCCAGUUCUAGGAAAAUGUUUAUUUACUCAUUCUUACUGACCAAGCAGGUUUUGUAUCUGUAAAUUAAAGAAGAAGGGGAAACAUGGUUACAACAGCAACUGUUCCAUUCAGGUGUUUGGAGGCUGACAUCAAGGGUAGUAUACAUAUAUAUCACAACAGGGUGGGAGAACUCUCGUAUGUUCUGCCUCUUAUUUGGCUCAAGGUGCAACCACGUAGUCCUUUUUUACCAUUAAAUGUUAUUAAAAGUAUCACUAGAUAACUGUAUCAUGUCUUUGUAUGAUUUUUUAAUUUGCAAUGCCAAAGGAAUGAGAAGUAUCCUUCUGUGUUCA